GUUGCUGAGGAAAUUCUCAAGAAAAGUUAAAAGACCGUUAGAAAGUCUUUAGAGGCGAUAUAGAAUUAGUUUUGGAUAAAAGUUGCGGCUCAAAAGUGUUUUUCCUGAAAGAAAAUUCAAUAUGGCAUCCGUUCUGGAGCAAAGCCGAGAUACGCCCAAGUCCUUGUGCGAUUGGGUUCGUAAUUUCCGUAUUAAGAAAGUCGCCAUGAGGCGUAAACGUGGCGGUGAUCUGCGCGUGGCCGCCAUCUUGACUACGGCCUUGAGCCGGGCAGAGGCUGAAUUGCGUCGUAAGCAAAAUGAACGGGCCUUGCGCUGGUCCGAGUUGCAAUCGAAAUUAUUGUGCAAAGAUGGCAAUCGGAUCGCGAAUCAACUAACUACGCCCACGUACGAUAGUGAGUGCGGUGCGUCACUGUAUAGUGACGACGAUGAUAUGGAGAAGCAACGCAGGCAAAUCGAGAGCUACUGGAAGUGCGAGCUCAGUGGAUUAGACGAUUUUUUCAAUAGUUUAAGUGGUAGCAAUAAGCGCAGCGACGAUGACCUGAGUUGAGGCGUAUCCGCGGAGUAGCUAGAGUAGGGACUGUCCCGAAGCAACGGUACUUGAGCGAGAGUACCGCAUAGUUAGAAUUAGGGCCCCGUUUGAGGCGUUGUAGUCUUAACAAUUUAAUAACUUUUAAAUACCCGCUCUGUGAUAUUGUUAUAUUAUGAGAGUUUUUCAU
Molecule: messenger RNA, 716 nt
Organism: Hermetia illucens (black soldier fly)
Lineage: Eukaryota; Metazoa; Arthropoda; Insecta; Diptera; Stratiomyidae
Exons: 1
Coding region: 122-547 (141 amino acids)
Source: RefSeq, a predicted model, not a curated record